Molecule: messenger RNA, 636 nt
Organism: Pseudoliparis swirei
Lineage: Eukaryota; Metazoa; Chordata; Actinopteri; Perciformes; Liparidae
Product: late histone H2A.L3
Exons: 1
Coding region: 33-416 (127 amino acids)
Cellular component (GO): nucleosome
Molecular function (GO): DNA binding; protein heterodimerization activity; structural constituent of chromatin
Source: RefSeq, a predicted model, not a curated record
UGUGAGUUGACUGAGAGACCAACAGCUACAACAUGUCUGGACGUGGAAAGGGAGCCGGUAAGACCAGAGCGAAGGCCAAGACCAGGUCCUCCAGGGCCGGGCUCCAGUUCCCCGUGGGCCGUGUCCACAGGCACUUGAGGAAGGGUAACUACGCCCGGCGUGUCGGCGCCGGAGCUCCGGUGUACCUGGCGGCGGUGUUAGAGUAUCUGACCGCUGAGAUCCUGGAGCUGGCCGGGAACGCGGCCCGCGACAACAAGAAGACCCGCAUCAUCCCCCGUCACCUGCAGCUGGCCGUCCGCAACGACGAGGAGCUCAACAAGCUGCUGGGCGGAGUGACCAUCGCUCAGGGCGGCGUGCUGCCCAACAUCCAGGCGGUGCUGCUGCCCAAGAAGACCGAGAAGGCCGCCAAGAAGUAGACACAACAACACCACAACAACAACGGCUCUUUUAAGAGCCACCACUCUGCUAGAGAGAGAUCCUUAAUUAUUUAAAUCUUAUUGUUAAAUAUUUGCAUCACUUAUUGAUAAAUGACUGGCAGGUUUGCGUUUAUUAGAUUGCAGUGAGACAAAAUUGCGAUGUGGUGCUCUGCAAUAAACAUCUUGGGACGUGUCGUGUCUUAAGAUGUCCACAGCGUUU